AUGGGCCUCCAGUUUUCUCUCAUCCUUACCUUCCACCGUAUUCAUUCUCAACUCAGACGACUCAUGAGCGACCAGCCUCCCGAAUACUCCUGGGCCGACAACUUUUCGAAGGAACGCGUAUCUUACAUAGGCCUUCCCGUCGAUACUGUCAUCAAUGACUACCAACACCGGGGCUGGCUCGCGCGCGACCUGUACAUUAGCGUGCUUAAAUUCUACAAGCACGACAAAGGCGUCGAACACGAGUUCUUAAUCGGUACCGUCGUUAACUCUGCUGGGAAGGAGGUCGGAUUUAUCUUGGUCGAGCGCCAAGGAGCGAGGAUUGGUCGGGGUGCUUCCGCGAAGCCAUUGAACGCCGCAUUGGGUUCUUCCGGUAGUACUGCUGCUCCUCCUGCCAAUGACGUUCUGUUUAUGGGACGAAAACGUGGCGCUCUGCUUUACCUCGCCGGUCGCACUGCCAGGUCUACUGUACACGGCUCAUACACAGUGCCGCCGGAAGAGCGUGCAGAAUCCGUCGCCUCCCUCCUUGCGGCUUGUUUUGUUGCUCACAAAAUUAAGGAGAAGUAUGAUGCCUUCGAGACUAACUGUUAUUGGUUUGCCGGCGUAGUGUACAAUCUGGUUACGGGCGACAACAUCAAUAUCAACUCGGACAGCACGCGCACAGUGCCGAUUGUGCGUGAUGCUCUGCCCGCGGGUGAUACUCAAGCCGAGCCUCGCUCUCUUCCCGAGGAGGAUAUCCAGGUUGAGCCUCGUUCUCUUCCCCCCCAGGCAGGUGGUGCUCAGUCUGAGGAUAAUAUUCAGGACGAUUCUCAGUCUCGGGUUCCUCAGCGCUCGAAAAUAGGGCACUUUGGAUCGCUUACCAUUGUUCGUCCUGCGGACAUCAGAGCUGAUGCGGAUGAGAUACGGGCCGACUUCAGGAAAAAGAGGGAAGAAAUAGUGAGUGCACAGAAGUACUUUGGGAAAUGGCCGGAGGAGUUGGCGCAUCAGACGGCCAGGGCGAACAUGGCGGACGCGAGAGCGGACACAGCGGAGAGGCUGAGAAAGGAGAAGAUCGCGAGGGCAGACACGUUGGCGAAGGAGAACGCGAGAGCAGGCGCGAGGGUAGACAGGUUGGCCAAGGAGAAUGCCGAGAUGGCGAAGAAACUUGCACAGCUUCAAGAGGCAUACACCAAAGAUGCAGCUGGUGCAUCGGGUGUGACGGAAACGCGCACUACGCCUCCGUCUAGUCGUUCCAGCAUGGCUUCCGCGUCUAAGAGAGCUGUCUGA
Molecule: messenger RNA, 1263 nt
Organism: Sparassis crispa
Lineage: Eukaryota; Fungi; Basidiomycota; Agaricomycetes; Polyporales; Sparassidaceae
Exons: 3
Coding region: 1-1263 (420 amino acids)
Source: RefSeq, a predicted model, not a curated record